Eublepharis macularius is the source of this 1032-nucleotide messenger RNA. Its product is annotated as taste receptor type 2 member 40-like. The transcript has a single exon. The record is from RefSeq and is a predicted model, not a curated record. Gene Ontology annotation, biological process: G protein-coupled receptor signaling pathway; detection of chemical stimulus involved in sensory perception of bitter taste; sensory perception of taste. Gene Ontology annotation, molecular function: G protein-coupled receptor activity; bitter taste receptor activity. Bases 1 to 1032 code for a protein of 343 amino acids. Gene Ontology annotation, cellular component: membrane. NCBI's taxonomy places the organism in Eukaryota, Metazoa, Chordata, Lepidosauria, Squamata, Eublepharidae.
AUGGGAUCUGUUAUCCCUAUAGAGAAGGCAUUUGUGCCCUCUUCGCUUUUGGCCUUCUACCUUGCGACUGCAGGCACCGUCUAUCUCUCGGUCAUCAUGACCCACGGACUUAUCAUUGUGGUGAAUCUCUCUGAUUGGUCUAAAGGAAACGGUCUGAUGCCGAACGAUGAGAUCCUGGCGAGCCUCGCGCUGUCUAACCUUUGCUUCUCCUCUUCAUCGAUUGCGGACUAUUUUUGUUCGCUCAUUUGGGAAGACUUCUACAGCGUAUUUAACAAAGUGCAAAGAGUCAUAUUUACCCUUGAUAUUGCAACAAGCUUUUCAAGCUUCUGGUUUACUGCCUGGCUUAGUGUCUUCUACUGCAUGAAGAUUGUCAACUUCAAGCAGGCGUUUUUGCUAAAGAUGAAAUUAAAAUUUUCCGGCCUCAUCCACUGGCUCCUCCUUGGCUCUACUGUGGUUUCUUUGGGAGCAGCCCUCCUGUUUCAAUGGGCUGUUAGAAUAACAGCCCAUGGAAAAGAAGCCAAAGAGACGAGCAAUCAAACAGCCGGUCUUCCUUCUACCUUCAACGGUACGUGCAACAAUGUGAAUGAAAAACCCAUCCUGCUUCACAUGUCCCCGUUUUACAGACUCCUCAUCAUUCUCCUCGGAUGCUCUGUGCCCUUGAUGGUGGUGGUUUCCUCUUCUGUGCCGGUUCUCUACUCCCUUGUUAGGCACACCCAAAAGGCGGAAGAAAGUUUAUCUCCUUUCCAAUUGGAAGCUCACCUCAGUGCUGCGAAGGCUGUGCUCUCGCUCCUCCUGUGUUAUGCUGUCUUGGUCACUUCUCAGACAUUAAUUAGGAUGGAAAUCUUUCGCAACUGGACUUACCAGUAUUUCCUGUGUCUGUCGAUUCAGCUUGCCACCUUAUUGGCACAAAGCACCGUCCUAAUUCGAAGUAAUCCAAAACUGAAGCAAGCCGCUGCACAGCUCCUUUCCGGCCUGCCAGGCUAUCACAGAAAAGGGAACAACGGAAGACGCACGGACUCACAGGAGGUAUAA